AUGAAAGCACCGAACGCGUAUUUGUUGUUCCUCGUAUUGGCAUCCCUCUGCGUAGGCUCCGCUUAUUCCAGUGACUACCAAGAUGAGUCAAGUGUGCGUAAAUUUGAGCUCUACGACGGUGUGUACGUGAAAGUUCCAGAAAAUGGCAACGAGUCGAGCAAACUGAUGUCCUUUGAAAUUGACGCGAAUAGAAAUGUGGAGACAGGUCGGGGUAAACAAAAGAAGUUGAUGCGGAGAAUUUUACCCAUGUUCAUCUUACCUUUCGUAUUCCAGUCUACGAUUGUGCCACUAUUUCUUGGAUUGCUGAAGUUCAUGCUGUUCAAGUCUUUGAUGAUCGGAAAGUUAGCGUUGGUUCUAAUCAUAAUCAAUGCAUUUAAAAACAGCAACACCUCUAAAGGUAGACAAGAUGCUGACAUAGCAAGUUCACAUUAUGGCUUUAAUGGCAACGGAAUGGAAGAAUAUGGAUCUUAUUUUAAUUCGUAA
Molecule: messenger RNA, 483 nt
Organism: Pararge aegeria (speckled wood butterfly)
Lineage: Eukaryota; Metazoa; Arthropoda; Insecta; Lepidoptera; Nymphalidae
Gene: Osi22
Exons: 2
Coding region: 1-483 (160 amino acids)
Source: RefSeq, a predicted model, not a curated record